AUGAGGUUGUCCACCAAAUGUUUGUUGCUGACAUUGGUAGGAUUGGGUUCUGCUCAAUUCUUUCCACCAACACCUGAAGGUGUGACAGUAGUCAAGUCGAAAACCCAGGAUGGAGUGUCAAUUUCGUUCAAAGAGCAUGGAAUCUGUGAAGCAACUCCUGGCGUCAAGUCAUAUGCUGGCUAUGUACGCCUGCCACCAGGGGUUGUAGACGAUUUGGGUGUCUUCCAGAACUAUACCAUCAACACCUUCUUCUGGUUCUUCGAAUCAAGAAAAGAUCCCGCAAAUGCGCCACUGUCGAUAUGGAUGAAUGGUGGCCCUGGAAGUUCCUCCAUGAUCGGCCUUUUGCAGGAAAACGGACCAUGCAAUAUCAAUUAUGACUCCAAUUCAACAGCACUAAAUCCAUACUCCUGGAACAAUGAGGUGAAUAUGCUUUAUAUCGAUCAGCCAAAUCAGGUGGGAUUAAGUUACGACGUCCUUGUCAAUGGCACACAAGACUUGCUUAAUCCCAGUGGCGACGUUAUCGUGGAUGACUUCACCAGCGGAGUUCCUAAACAGAACAGCACGUUUCUCGUGGGAACAUUCCCGUCACAGCUCCUGAACUCGAGUGCCAACGGAACCACAAACUCUGCUAGAACGCUGUGGCAUAUGGCCCAAGUCUGGUUUCAGACGUUCCCUAAAUAUAAACCUAACGAUGGCCGGGUCAGCAUCUGGACAGAAAGUUAUGGUGGGCAUUAUGGACCAGCAUUUGCUGCGUUCUUCGAAGAACAAAAUUGA
This is a messenger RNA of Exophiala oligosperma, 774 nucleotides long. RefSeq lists its product as uncharacterized. Gene Ontology annotation, molecular function: serine-type carboxypeptidase activity. NCBI's taxonomy places the organism in Eukaryota, Fungi, Ascomycota, Eurotiomycetes, Chaetothyriales, Herpotrichiellaceae. The transcript has 4 exons. The record is from RefSeq and is a predicted model, not a curated record. Gene Ontology annotation, biological process: proteolysis. Gene Ontology annotation, cellular component: fungal-type vacuole. Bases 1 to 774 code for a protein of 257 amino acids.